Messenger RNA from Colletotrichum karsti, 2613 nucleotides. RefSeq lists its product as uncharacterized. The transcript has a single exon. The record is from RefSeq and is a predicted model, not a curated record. NCBI's taxonomy places the organism in Eukaryota, Fungi, Ascomycota, Sordariomycetes, Glomerellales, Glomerellaceae. The coding region runs from base 1 to 2613 and encodes 870 amino acids.
AUGACGGUCAAGGGCAGGAGCUCUACGCUUUGUGAAUGGGCCCUUGGAGUCAGCGUUGAGGAGUAUUACGACUCGGUUCAGCGGCGCAGGCGCAGACAAUCGACUGGCCGACAGCGAAUCAGCGUCGAGAUCUCGACUGAUGACGAGUCUGAGGAGGACACCGUCAAGAUAACAUACCCGCGCGCCGGCGUCAAGAAGACCUCUGGCCAGUCAGCAAAUGUCAAGAAGGUCCGCUUCCAAGGCGCGGCGCCCAAAUCGGCGUUGAAGGUGGUGGACUCGGACGUCGAGUCUUCAGGUGAUUCAGAGCCCGACCCGGACUGCGAGUGUCGCGAUUGUAAGAUAGGACGCAGGAGACUAAGAGAAGCAGGAAAAGCCGCCGAGGAUCAGGCUGCUGAGACAGACACAUCCGACUCCGAAGAAGAACCCAAGUCGAAGAAGAACGACAAGAAGAAGCACAAGGGAGAGAAAUCCAAGAAGAAGAAGGUAAUAGAGUCAUCAUCAGAGAGUGAGGACAGCGAAACUGAGACGACAGAGACCGAAGCCGAAAGCGAGGAUGAGGCACCUCCGUCUCCCGAGAAGAAGAAGAAAGAAGAAAAGACCAAGAAGGUGAACAAGUCCAAGAAGACGGUACCAGCUGCUGCCGACAUCAAUAAUGUCGGCCCUACGAAGAAGAAGCGGAUCGAUAAGAAGGAAACACCGCGCAAGGAGAAACCCAAAGCCAAGGAGGCUGAGAAGCUGAGACCCGAGGCUUCCUUGUCUCCCAAUCUACGCCGCCCAAAUCUUAUCAUGCCCAUUCGAGCCGAAGUUCUUCAAGUCGAGCAUGCAAUCGAAGGAGCUGAGGACCCUCGACCAAAUGCUUUCCAUGACUCUCAGCAUGGUGUUGUCCGAGUUUACCAUGGACCGGCCUACGGGAAUCCGUACGGGCUAUUAUAUCCAGCUCGGGAUCAAUCCAACGCAACCUUGCCCCUCGGCAUGCCUCACCCUCUGCAGAACCCCUUUUUCCAUGGGUUUGCAAGUCCUUCAAACCCCGGAGACAAUCAAUUCAAAGGGAAUUCUCCAUGGGGGGCCAUCCCUUUUACCUGCAUGCCUGGAGGAGCUCCAAUCAUGGCGCCAGUCGAACAGAUGCAGAUGCCGCAAAUGCCGCCAUACUGGACUCCAGUCUCACCAGCCAAGACGACCUCGGCAAAGGGAUCGCCCAAGAUGUCCGGGGCUAUUCGGGGAGACAAUGCAUCGACGGCGGCCAAGGACAAGGAGAAGGGAUGGGAGACCAAUGUCGGCCCCCGAGGCAACAAGACCGCUUCCCCUGCGAAGAGCGACAAGACAAAGCCGAUCAACAGCAAUGUUGCUCCGAAAUCUCCCAUCAACAUCAGCCUAACAGUCAAUCCGGACACUCCUUGGGCUGAACUUGCAAACAACCUAAGCAAGAAGUCCAGCCCGAACAAGGACGGCUCACAAGCCGGAAGCAAGGCAGGGUCCAACAACGGCAGCAAGAAGUCAUGGGGAUCCAAUAAGUCACGUACCGGUUGGAAACCCCUGGAGAGCGGUCAGCACGCGGACCUCGCUUGGGGUGCUUCAUCAAAGAGCCAGUCAGGAAGCAAUUCAGGAUGGCCUCAGACAAACGGAAGUACGUCGGCUUGGGGACAGACCGGCGAUGGAAACAACGACGUCUGGGGUACGACCGGCGGGUCUGGAGGCAACAAGAGCGGUUCUGGAAGUAACAACAGCGGCGGAAGCAACAGCGGCUGGAACACAGGAGGCAAUGGCCAGAGCAACGAUAAUUGGAACACGUCGGGCGAUACUCAGAACAAUGAUGUGUGGGGUUCUUCGGGGAAUGGUGCUCAAGGGGCAUCCGGCGGUGAUGGUUGGGGAACGACGACCAACGAUACCACCUGGGGGGAUUCUGGCAGCAACAAUCAGACAAUGGCCGCCGAAGGUUGGGGAACCUCCAACAACGAUAGUGCGGAUGCGUGGGCUACCUCUGGAGGUGAUUACAACAACAACAGCUGGGGAACGGCGUCCAAUCACUCGAAUAAGUCAAAGAAGUCGAACAAGAGCCAGAAUGGUGGAGGAAGCAACCGCAGUGCUAGCAGACAACAGCAGCCAACGACUAGCUGGGAUAACCAGAGCAACAAUGUCGGCUUUUCCGGAAGAGCCGUGUCUAAUGGUUCAAACAACUCUCAGAAGUCACGCAAGAGCCAAAGUCAGCCCUCCAACAAUGGCUGGGACAGCAACGCUGGUCCAUCUACCAAUAGUCCCGUGGGAAACGCGUCCAAUAAGAGUAACGGAUCCAAGAAGAGUUCGAAGGACAAUGCCGACGGAUGGAAUAAAACCACGGACAACUCGACCUGGAUCCCUGACAACAACGCUGGACCGACAACCAGUAGUCCCAACGCGUCUCAGGUGUCGAAGAAGAGCGACAACAACAAUACAACAGCAGGCGAGGGUGCUGGAUGGGGGCCUUCUACCGCUGGGGACGGCUGGAACCCAACCGGCACAGAGUUGAGCAAGGGCUCCAGCAGCAACAAGAGCAUGCCAGGUGCCUGGGAUAACUCUUUGCCAUGGGGCGAUUCGAACAUGGCUGUAUCCACCCACGGAGCGGCGGACCAGUGGUAG